Microstroma glucosiphilum is the source of this 874-nucleotide messenger RNA. RefSeq lists its product as hypothetical. NCBI's taxonomy places the organism in Eukaryota, Fungi, Basidiomycota, Exobasidiomycetes, Microstromatales, Microstromataceae. The transcript has a single exon. The record is from RefSeq and is a predicted model, not a curated record. Bases 103 to 825 code for a protein of 240 amino acids.
GCGACGUGUCUGUUCGCGGCAGCGAAAUCUUGAUGUGAAGGUACAACCGCGAGUGUCCCUUGUGGCUGAUGAUCGCAGGAGCGAUAUAUGCGCCCCUGAGCAAUGAUUCGAGCAUUGCUCGACGCUUGCGACCGUCGCUGUCGCCGUCGUCGACGACAACAUGCUCUUCCGCCUCCUCUACUUCUUCUUCCUCACCGUGAUCGUCGCAAUAUGCUUGCUCUUUGUCGGUGUGAUAGGCAUCGAGUUGAUCUUCACCGUCGUCGUCAGAGUCGUGUUGAGCGGCAUCAGAUGCGCCAUGUGCUCGUGCAGUGCCAUUUGCUCGUGCACGAAGAUCCACCAGGGAGAGGCCUUACUUGCACAGAACCGGAACUCUGCCGACAGCUCUUGCGUCUCGACGUCUUCUGCCUUGACGAAGAGCAGCGUCACUUCCACCAGCUCGAGGUCUAUAUCGGUGAUCCUCUGAAAGGGAUGCCAACCGGUCUCCCUCGCGGCGCGCAUCCUCAUGUCAUAGCUCCUUCCGGUCUGAAGCCCCAGGCUGCGCACCAGCCAGGUGGGCAGCGCAGGGCAAGACUUCUCGCCGACGAAGAAGUGGACCCUCCAGGUGCCACACUCACUCUCCUGGAAGGGCUCUCUUGUCAGCGGCAGUUUGUUCCUGCAGACGUGGUGGAUCUGUGCCGCAAGGAGAGGACGAGCCUUGCCGGUCGACUUGUGAAUCCAGCGAUCCACCCAGGCUUGCAGGUUGCCGACGCCGAUGACCGAGCGUCUGCCUUGCUCGUCUUGAUGGAUGAUCAGACCGGAGAACUCCUCAAGAAAGGAGCCUCCUAGAAAGCGCAUGCGCUUGCCUUUGGUGAGAUGUGCCGAUGUGGUGGCUGAU